Cuscuta europaea is the source of this 2319-nucleotide messenger RNA. The record is from the annotation of a GenBank genome assembly. NCBI's taxonomy places the organism in Eukaryota, Viridiplantae, Streptophyta, Magnoliopsida, Solanales, Convolvulaceae.
GCGUACUUGUACGAAAGAGAGAGGGACUUGGAAAUAAAUUGGGGGUCUAAGCCGGUAAAGUUGCUCAAUUGGGUAAAGGGCGAAUUAAGUUCAGGAAAACCCUCACCGCCUCCACCCUGCGUUCUUUCAGUUGGGUGGAUCUUGACCAUCGAUCCCCAAUUUCCCACGGUAUGUUAUCGCCGAACGCCACCAUCACCACGGAGGCUUAUCACCGUCAAUCACUUCGUCCGGUAGUUUUCGGAACCUUCCCGAUUCACAUGAAACUCAUCAGCAUGCAUCCGGCCGGCCCAACCACAGGCGGCAUACAUGUUAUGUUCAAGUAUUUCUUAUUGCUACUUGACAACUAGGCAAUUUAUGUGGUGUAAAUUCCAUUACAAUUGAAGAUGGUGAUGAACACUUGCCACUUCUCAAAAGAGCAAGAAUUCACAUGGGUAGGUCAUCUCAUGCGUUGGAGGAACUUGUUUUUUCAGUAGAGGAAGGACAAAGUUUUGUAAUAGCCCCACAGAACAGUUUACUGGGUUGCUGAAUGAAGGAGAUAGUGCUAUUGCUCGAUACUCCUCUCCAUUGAAUAAAUGCUCUAUGAAAGUGGAAUAGUUAUGCAGUAGAGAAUUUGGCGCUUAACAUGCUGGUGAAUCUGCUUUGCCCCAAUCUAGACGUCUUCACCGUGCUUUACAGGCCAUGUCAGCUAACACUUCUGAAGAGAAUCAAAGGGAUUUUGGGGGACUGUCGAAAAUAUAUGAUUCAAUUGGUGGAUGCUCUUCUGCUGGUAAUUACAAUGGGUCAUUAGACAGUCGUGAAGUAGAUAAUUAAUCUGGGAGGGAGAGAAUGGAGAAACUUUUGAGAAAUGCUGCUAUAGAAAAUUAUUCAAGUCAGCUCAUUACAGGAACUGCUAUAUCAGUGGACGUCCCUGAUAUUAAGCCACCUAAUGUUAAGGAUUUGUAAGCCAAAGUUGAAGCACCUUAUGGACACGUAGCUCGGAUCAUCAAAACCUCAGAGGGUAAGAUGGCCAUAAGUUCCUCCUGAACAGAUGAUAUUGCUCAUAUGCAUACUUUGGAGGUUAAAUGCAGCGAAACAGCCAGCUUGUGUCUACAGUCAUUUGAUGAAACGAUGCCUUAUGUCAUGUGUUUGGAUCUGGAGUGUACCACAGGGUUCAUAUUUGAUCAUUAUGAUACACAAUUACAUAUUCAUACAAGAAAUAUGGACUAAGCAAGACGAUGAAAUGUAAAGUGAUGAAAUAUCCAAGGCUUAAACGGGCUGCAGAUUGACGCUGAAGGAUUCAAAUGGUUGUAUCCCCAAUUGAAAAGAUAACGAGUUCUUCAUUGCAAGAACUGCAUCUGUCUGUUCAAGCUCUAUAUCUGAUGAACAAUUUGGUGAAAAGCCUGUCCCAAUUACCUUGACAUCAUCAUUUCUUACUGAGGGGUUGGAUUAGAAUGAACGGUCAUCUCCUCAUAAUACUUCAAAAUGCAAUAUUUCUAAACCAGAUGAUUUUGUCCUUGAUAAACCAAAGGCUGCAUACAAAAUGGGCAGCAAAAGAGAAGUGAUUGCUGCUCUGGCUUAUUUUGAAUAUAUUUUAAUAGCACUAACUCGGACUAAGAAAAGCAUUGGUAGUAACACAUGUUUCUAUGGACUGUGCUAAAUCUGGGAUUGCCACUAAGGUGGGUUAUAUACUACGGUGUUGAUGGUUUGGCAUGAAAGGACGGUACUUCCUAAAUCAGUCAUUCGCUCUCUCAUAACAGAGCUUCAGUCAUUAUCUGGUUUUUCUUCUGGUGGUGCAGUCUCCCGCCCCCUUUAAGAACAGAGAGGUCUUUUGAUGAUCCAAGCCCAGAAAUUUAGGGUAUGAUGGCAGAUGAAUGUGGAAGAUAUGUAGAUAUUUAGAGUCAAAGUUCAACUUAGAAGAUCGUGAAAAGUCAAAAUGGGAAGAUCUUUGUGUUACGGAGGUCGGAUCUGCAACGGUGGAUGCUGGUUAUGCAGAAGCGGAGGCUGGAUCUGCAGCGAUGGAGGCCGGAUCUACAACGACGGAGGCCAAAUCUGUAGGGACGGCGGCCGGGGGUCGGAGGCGGCUAGAUCUGGCCAGAUCUACGGCGGUGGCGGACAAAUCUACGGUGACAACGGCCGGAUUUGUAGCGUUGACCGGUUCUGCGGCGACAGCGGCCGGAAACCGGCGGCAGUCCGAGCUUUUGUUGGCAAGAGUUGGUUUUGCUAAGUUUGAGGGCAUUUUUGUCUGGUUACAAAUAAUAACUCCUAUUUGGGAAAAUUUUAAAAUUUACUCCUCUUUUAGCAAUUGAUGAUUUAUUUACUCCCAUUUAGGUAAAUCCCUCG